CAGAAAACUUAUUUUUGACAGAUUUUCUGUUUUUGGGCUCCGCCUUUGGUCUCUUUCUCUUUUCUUUUGCUGCUCCCCUUGGACCUCUCUCUCUUCUCGCUUCGCUCGCUCUUUCUCUCUCUAGAAUCUCAGAGCUUGCCCGCUACCCUGUUUGACGAAGCUAAGUGAGUGGUGUUGAAGGCUUCCGGGGAGGAAGUGGGACAUGGCUGGGACUGCAAGUGGUGACUCCGGAGGUGGAAGAACUGCUGACGGGAUUUCUAGUGGGCAGCGCUGUCAAUCAGGGGAAGCCUUGGCUGAAUGGCGGUCUUCCGGGCAGGUGGAAAAUGGAACCCCAUCAACUUCACCCCCUUAUUGGGACACUGAUGAUGAUGACGACGGUGGGCUGAAACCUUCACAGUUAUAUGGAAAAUAUACAUGGAAGAUUGAGAAAUUUUCACAGAUCAACAAGAGAGAACUCCGUAGUAACGUAUUUGAGGUUGGCGGCUACAAAUGGUACAUUUUGAUAUAUCCCCAAGGCUGUGAUGUGUGUAAUCAUCUCUCUUUGUUUCUCUGUGUUGCCAACCAUGACAAACUUCUUCCAGGUUGGAGCCAUUUUGCCCAGUUUACUAUAGCUGUGGUGAAUAAAGAUCCAAAGAAAUCAAAAUACUCUGAUACGUUGCAUCGUUUUUGGAAGAAAGAGCAUGAUUGGGGCUGGAAAAAAUUUAUGGAGCUGUCAAAAGUGUCGGAUGGGUUCUUAGAUGCUGCUGACACUCUCAUUAUAAAGGCUCAAGUCCAAGUCAUCAGGGAGAAAACAGACCGGCCUUUUCGUUGCCUAGACUGUCAAUAUAGGAGAGAGCUUGUGAGAGUAUAUCUGACAAAUGUAGAGCAGAUCUGUCGGCGCUUUGUAGAAGAGAGACGGGGGAAGCUUGGUAGAUUAUUGGAGGACAAAAAUAGGUGGUCAAGGUAUUACCCUUCAUUGUUUGUAGUAUUAAUUUUUUUCUUGCACAGUGAAAACUAUUUGUUUCACUGACCAUGUGGCGUCCUAUUUCUGGGAGUAUGGUUAUUGCGUGGCUAUACUUUGAACAUUGCAGCUAUGGUUAUGUGGCCGCAGUUCGGUUAUAGCUAUGGAUAUAAAGUUGACAGAGUCCGGCUUUUGUGCUUUCUGGUUGGGGAUGGAUCAAACUUCUCGGCGCCGUAUGUCUAGGGAGAAGAUGGAUGUUAUUCUUAAAGUAGUUGUAAAGCAUUUCUUCAUAGAGAAGGAAGUUACAUCAACUUUGGUGAUGGAUUCCUUGUAUAGUGGGUUAAAGGCUCUUGAAGGGCAAACUAAGAACAAGAAAGGAAGAGGGAAGUUAUUGGACACUGAAGAAAUCCCAGCUCCUAUUGUACGUGUUGAAAAAGAUACAUUUGUUUUAGUGGAUGAUGUGCUGCUAUUACUUGAGAGGGCUGCUGUGGAACCCUUACCUCCAAAGGAUGAGAAGGGCCCUCAGAAUCGCACAAAGGAUGGGAAUUCAGGGGAUGACUUUAACAAGGAUUCUAUUGAGCGUGAUGAAAGGCGCCUUACAGAAUUGGGCCGUAGGACUGUGGAAAUAUUUGUCCUUGCUCACAUAUUCAACCAUAAGAUUGAAGUUGCCUACCAGGAAGCUGUUGCUUUGAAGAGGCAAGAAGAGUUGAUUCGUGAAGAAGAGGAAGCAUGGAUGGCUGUGAGCGAACAAAAGGCUAAGCGUGGUGCAACUGAAAAGGAAAAGAAAUCUAAGAAAAAACAAGCUAAACAGAAACGCAAUAAUCGUAAGGGGAAGGAAAAAGGGAAGGAAGCCGCAGCAGCAUUAGACAACCACCUGGAAGAGAAUGCUAACAGUGUUUCCCUUGAGGAUGAGGCGCAACCUAUGGACGAGAAGCCUGAUGUGCCAGAAGAUGCCUCUGAUGUUUCUGAUUCAGUCGAUGGUGCUGGUGAACCGCUCCAGCUUGAUUCAGAAGACAGAGACGUUAGUCCUGUAAAUUGGGAUACUGAUACCUCAGAACUUCAUCCGCCCACUGAAGCCAGCAGCAGUGCGGCUAGUGGGUUAUCAUCAGUUGCAAAUGGAGCUGCUGAGAAAAGAGGUGUAUCUGCGAUGGAUGACAGUUCAUCAACAUGCUCAACUGAUUCGGUGCCCUCUGUAGUUACAAAUGGACCCUACAAAGGAAGCUCAUUUUCAAGCUACCAGUGUGAAAAGUCACCUAGCAGGGGGAAAAACCACCGAGGUAAGAUGACAUGUGAUGGGAGUUGGGGUUCUGAAGCAGAUAGUCAGCCCUCUGGUUCUGCAAUAGACUCGGAAGAUCUUAAUGCUGGAACUGGAAGUGGCAAGUCUAAUGAAUGUGUGUCUCAGGCGGCUGCCCGUACUUUGCAUGAUACAACAACUAGAGCUGAGCAGCAUGUCGUUAAAAAGGAGGAGAAAGUUGCAUCACCAUCCAAGAAACCAAGCACCAUGAAAGUUGUUGAGUUGGAAAAGCACUCUAAAGAGAAGACAACAUCAAUACAACCUUCACCAGCUACCCGUUCUAAAAGUCCUGUUCCUGCCAUUCCAGCUAAACCAGAAAAGAAAAUAUCACCUACGGUAGAUACUUCUGCACAAGUCAAGAACAACAUAUCUACACCUUCAUCACAACCGGCAGCUGAGAAAGGACCAGCCGGUGCCCACAGCCAAAAUCCAAGUCCAUUGCUCAGACCUGAACCCCACAAUGCUUCCUCAGCUCCAAAGUUGUCCGAUAAGCCAACACAACAACAGCAAGUCCCUGUUGUUUCAAGGCCCUCAAGUGCUCCUCUGGUUCCUGGACCUAGACCGGCUACUCCUGUAGUAUCCUCAAAGGUUCAAACAAGUCCAUCAAUUUCUCGGUCAGUGAGUGCAACCGGACGUUUGGGUCCGGACCCUACCUUGACCUCACAAAGCUAUAUCCCUCAGUCCUACCGGAAUGCCAUUGUUGGAAACUCUGUUGUCGCAACUUCAACCAGUUACAGUCAUCCCAGCUCACCAAGUUCUGCUAGGAAUUUGUCAACAGCACCCCCACAACAGAACUCAGUGCAAUCUGGUUACCCUCCAUUUGCAAUGAUGGCGUCAAGGGACGUGUUGCAUAACGGACAUCAAUGGAUUGAGAGUUCUUAUCAGAGGGAUUCAAGCAGAGGUAUGCACUAUGACUCUUCUCCUUCGUCAUCCUUGCUUAAUGGAAUUCAGAACCUCGACUUGUACAACCAUGCUCACGGCAACAGCGGGGGAUCCCGAGGGGAUCAGUUCCCUGCAGAGUUGCCGGCCUCCACAUCUGGUCGUCAGCAUCAAGUUGGUGUUUCGACAGAUGAGUUCCCGCAUCUAGAUAUCAUCAACGACUUGCUAGACGACGAGCAUGUUAUUGGGAGGACUGCUGAAGGAUUCCACCCUUUCGGCAACAACGGACCUCACUACUUGAGUAGACAGUCAUCUUUCCCCAGUGAUCUGGGAGCAUCCGGCGGUGGUGAUCUAUGUUCCUCACCCAGCAGCAGUUCAUGCAGAUUUGAGAGGGCAAGGAGUUACCAGGACGGGGUGUUCCAGAGAGGGUACAGUUCUUUCGGAGGGGGGCCGUAUGACUCCAUAAGGGACUACAUCCCACAGGGUAAUAGUCUGUUGCCUUACAGUAAUGGGCAGAUGAUGGAUGGCUUGGUCUCUAACCUGUGGCAUAUGUCGAGUACUGAUCUUUCGCUAGGUGGGACGAGAAAUUCGGAGGGUGAUGGCUCGUCGGCCUACUUCAGCCCCGACUACUCGAAUCUGGCCAGUGGGGUGAAUGGGUAUACAGUGUAUCGGCCGUCGAAUGGACACUGA
This is a messenger RNA of Linum tenue, 3803 nucleotides long. NCBI's taxonomy places the organism in Eukaryota, Viridiplantae, Streptophyta, Magnoliopsida, Malpighiales, Linaceae. The record is from the annotation of a GenBank genome assembly.